UACUUUUUAUCAAAUAAAAAAUUGAUUGUAUUAAUGAAAUUGCAUUUGUGGGCUCUGUUGCCUAAAAAAGAGACUAAUGUCGACAUAUUUUUAAAUAAAUACCCGGAAUAUGAUGGUCGAGGGGUCAAAAUUGCAAUAAUUGACACCGGCGUUGAUCCCGGAGCUGCUGGUCUUCAAAUAACUAGCGAUGGUAAACCAAAAAUUGUGGACAUGUAUGAUGCUACCGGUGCCGGCAAUGUCGACACAAGUACUGUCGUUAAAGCAGAUGACGACGGUUUUAUCACUGGAUUGACCGGUACUAAACUAAAGAUACCAAACGAGUGGACUAACCCGUCAGGUGAGUAUCACAUCGGUAUGAAAAACAUAUAUGAGUUGUACCCGAAAGAGGUCCGCAAACGUAUGAUUGAAAAGUAUAUGGAAAACGAGUGGAAACCAAAACAUAGGAUUGUCAGCUCAGAUGCCUUGAAAAUGCUCCGAAAUUUUGAAGCAAAACAUACGGAAGCAUCUAAUGAUAGUCCUGAAGACAAACUGAUCCGCGAAGACUUGCAAUCGCAAGUUGAUUGUCUCAAACAAAUUGAUGAUAUUUUUGAAGAUUUAGGUCCCACUUAUGAUUGUAUUAUCUUCAAUGAUGGACAACAUUGGAGAGGUUUGAUAGACAAGACAGGAACUGGUGAUCUAUCAAAGUGUGUACUUUUGGGAAACUAUAGUAAUUGCUUGAAAUAUGACACCAUCUCUGAUAUGGAUAUGCUAAACUAUUGUAUAAAUAUUUAUGAUGAUGGUAAUCUGAUGCAAAUUGUAGCUAACAAUUCAUCUCACGGCACACAUGUUGCCUGUAUAGCGGCCGCCAAUUUUCCCGAGAAAUCUAUUAAAAAUGGUGUCGCACCGGGAGCUCAAAUAGUUAGUAUAUAUAUUGGAGGAAAUCUCAAUCAAAAUACAUUUAAAAGAGCACUUAUUAAAGUUAUUGAAUGCAAAUGCGAUGUCAUUAAUCUUAGUUAUGGUACUUAUGAUUAUAUAAACAGUUCAAUUAAUAAGUUUAUGAAAGAAUUGAUCACUAAAUACGGCAUAAUUUUUGUGACUUCUGCGGGAAAUUCUGGACCAAUUCAUUCGUCAACCCUAUCGAGCAAAUCAUUAGCCAUAUCUGUUGGCGCUUAUGUAUCACCUGAUAUGAUCAGAGCUCAAAACUCACUGUUUAAUGACAAGGCAUCUGAAAUGGCAUAUAGUUUUACAUCCCGCGGCCCAUCUGUUAAUGGAGAUUUGGGUGUAUCUGUAUGUGCACCCGGAGGUGCUAUAACAUCUGUGUCUAAUUGUGAGCUUAAAGGUAGUGACCAAAUGUUCGGUACAUCGAUGAGUUCGCCACAUACUGCGGGAGCCGUAUGUCUAUUACUGUCGGGUCUCAAAAUGAUGGAUAUCCCGUAUUCACCAUUUAGUAUAAGAAAAAGUUUUGAAAGUACUGCUAAUCAAUAUUAUGAUAAUUAUGAUGUAUUUACUGCCGGACACGGACUCAUACAAAUUGACAAAGCAUUUGAACAUCUAAUUCAAUUCAAAGAUAGUAUUGAUAGUAAUAUUAGAUUUAAAAUAAAUACUGGAAAUAAAAAAGUUGGUAUUUAUUUGCGGGAACAGUAUGAAGUAACUGAGCCAUCGAAACAUACUGUAUUUGUUGAAACUAAAUAUUUAAAUCAUAAAGAAAUGGAAAGUAAACAUAAAUUGCAAUUUGAAAUGAUAUUACAAUUAUCUUGUUCUCAACAAUGGCUAACUUAUCCACCAUUUAUUUAUUUAACAUAUGGUAACAAAAAUUUUGACAUUGAAGUCGAUCCACAAACUCUAUCGGACGGAGAAAUACACUUUACCAUGUUAAAAGCAUUUGACGCCACUUGUCCUGAAAAAGGCCCGAUAUUUGAGAUACCAAUUACUGUAAUUAAACCAUUAAAAAUAUGUAAAGAAAAAUCAAUGAAAUUUACAGAAAUUAUAAGAUCCGGUUAUUUUUGGAGUCAAUACAUUCAUAUACCUAAUGAAGUGACUUCAAUGGUUGUAAGCCUUAAAAAUAAAGACAGUUAUAGAUCAGGAAAUUUUGUAUUGCAAACCAUGCAAUUAGCAACUAAUAGUGAAAAAAGUAAUAUUGAAUAUAACAAAAACAUUUUACUAUUGUCUGGUGAGGAAAGUCAACACUCUAUUAUAGUAGACUCCGGGCGUACCAUUGAAUUAUGUUUCGGUAAAUACUGGAAAUGUCUAUCGGAUAUUGAGAUUAAAAUUAAAAUUCAAUUCAAUGGCAUUCAAUUGCUUAAUAAACAAUCACUUAUAUUGUCAUCAACUGAUUUUAUAUCAACUUUAGAUAUUAAAUCUAAUUUUACAUUUGAAACAAUUACUCCAAGAAUUUCAUUAUAUUAUUAUGAAUUGCACAUCAAACCGACUAAUAGUGAAAUAAACGCAAUGUCUGAACGCGAGACAAUACCAAAAGGACGAUGUUUUUAUGAAUUAAUUUUAACUUAUAAAUUUAACUUGCCUAAAGAUCAUGAAAUAUAUAUAAAUUCUAAUAUAAGUCGUUAUUACGAUUUUGAAUUACAAAUGAUUAUGUUAUUUGAAGAGAAAACUAAACGAUAUAUCGAUUAUGGAUAUUAUAGACAAUCAAAAAUGAAACUGAAAAAAGGAGAUUAUUUAAUUAAAAUUCAAGUUUGUCACGAAUUGGUCAACAAUUUAAACAAAUUAAAAGACACAGUAAUUACUGUAUGUUAUAAAUUAUCGCCUACUCUGUCAUUAGAUAUUUAUGACAAUCGCGAAAAAGCCAUCACCGGUGGCACUAAAAUAGUAAAUAACUAUUUGGUCCCAAAUAAAGUCAAACAAUUGUUUAUAAAAUCAUUGUCCUCGUCAUCAGUACCGUUGGGUUUACCAGAAUUGGUUGCCGGCAGUUGUUUCACGGGAUAUAUCUAUUUGUUUGAUAAUUUUACUCAUUUACUACAAGAGGACAAUAUUUUGUAUAUUAAUAAUACUGACUUCAAAAAGUUGUCACCGGAUAAUAGUAUCACUAAUCAAAACAAAYCAAAAGAAAAUAACAAAAAGUUGCCAAAAGACGAGUUUAAUGAGGAGUUGAUUAAAUUGAAAUGUAAUUGGAUUUCAAAAUUAAAUAAAGAAAUGAGUGAUCAGUUAUUUGAAGAAUUGAUUGCCGACAACAAAAUAAAUGCCAUACUAUUGCUGUCGCGAAUUAAAGCGCUUGAAUCGGAUGAUUGUCGGUCACAACAUUUAGUGGACAUCAUUACAAUGUCCGAUACAAUCAUCAACGACAUCAAUAUCGAUGACCUGAUUUCACAAAUGGCUAUCAAAAAAAGUGAACAAAUAGAAAACGAAGAAGCGAUCAAAAAUAUUGAAACAAAAAGAUCACAACUAUUGGAAGCACUCGUCAAAAAAGGUUUGGCUAUAAGUGAUAUCAUAGAUCCGUCAAACAAACAAAAUGUUGACAUCAAUGGGUCGAAACAAUUGACUGAUAAUAAGGAAAUUGACGAAAACAAAACUCAAGAUGAAACUAAAAUGUCUAAAACUAUUGAUAAAAAUGAAACUAUUAAUAACAAUGAACUUCAAAAGUCUUGUAAUACUAAUGAGUCCAAUGAUAAUGAAAGUAAAGAAAUCAAACCACAUGAAGACACAACUAAUGCUAGUUAUAGUAUCAAUGAUUUGAAUGUGAUUUUUCAAAUGAUUUGCAAACUUAUUGAUCCUUACGAUCUAAAAGUAUCAGAUUUUACCGAAAGACACGCCAUUAUGAAUGGACAAUAUUAA
Oppia nitens is the source of this 3765-nucleotide messenger RNA. RefSeq names its product tripeptidyl-peptidase 2-like. Gene Ontology annotation, cellular component: cytosol. The record is from RefSeq and is a predicted model, not a curated record. Lineage: Eukaryota; Metazoa; Arthropoda; Arachnida; Sarcoptiformes; Oppiidae. The transcript has 22 exons. Gene Ontology annotation, molecular function: tripeptidyl-peptidase activity; serine-type endopeptidase activity. Bases 34 to 3765 code for a protein of 1243 amino acids. Gene Ontology annotation, biological process: proteolysis.